Molecule: messenger RNA, 567 nt
Organism: Closterium sp. Yama58-4
Lineage: Eukaryota; Viridiplantae; Streptophyta; Zygnematophyceae; Desmidiales; Closteriaceae
Source: the annotation of a GenBank genome assembly
AUGACGCAGCGCCCACUUUUCGUCGUCCUCCUCCUCGCUCUUCUCGCUGCGUCAGCUGCGGGAGACGGACUGAACAAGGCCGAGGUGAUCAGCGAGGUCAAGAAACUCAAGGUCGCCCUGUCUAAUAUCGGGUACCUGGGGAGAUACGCCGCUAUCGCCGCCGCACUUGAGAAAGCCAUUCCCUCAUUGGAGACCAUGGAUGAGACCGAUCCAAGGUGGGGCCUUCUCUUCCAAACGACCAUUCUCGUCCCGUCCAACUUGGCACUCGGCAUGGGGGGCCUUGGCUCGCUCACCGGCGGGGGGUCGAAGAAGCUCGAGAAAAUCGGCAAGAUGAAUGUCCUCAACGGGAUCUUCACUUAUGGUGGUCUCAUCCGCAACAAGCGAUUUCCUACCAAGCUGGGGUGUGAGUUGAGGAAGUACAAGGUGCCCAUGUUUAUGAAGAAGGGAUCAGAGAUUGCGCUCGGGCAGUCCAAGAAUGUUUUGUCGUGGUCGCAGAUUCUGAACCCCGGGAUCUAUGUAGGAAAGUACUUCGUUGUGCACGGUGUUGACGCUCUGCAGAAACCUUGA